Acaromyces ingoldii is the source of this 882-nucleotide messenger RNA. RefSeq names its product ankyrin. The transcript has 3 exons. NCBI's taxonomy places the organism in Eukaryota, Fungi, Basidiomycota, Exobasidiomycetes, Exobasidiales, Cryptobasidiaceae. Gene Ontology annotation, molecular function: protein binding. The record is from RefSeq and is a predicted model, not a curated record. The coding region runs from base 1 to 882 and encodes 293 amino acids.
AUGGCGCCGGUCCCAUCUGAAGACGCGACCAACGGCGCAUCGUCCUCCUCCUCCUCCUCCCCACCCUCGUCGGGCGAUGGGGGCGGAGAAAGCGGUGGAAAGAACAUCUGGGUCGCGGCCGGCGAAGGCGACCUCGAUCGGGUUCGACACCUCGUUGAAGUCGAGGGCCUCUCGCCAACGGUGCCCGAUCGCUUCACAUACACUCCGCUGCAUGCUGCGGCGUCGUAUGGCCACAUCGAGCUACUUCGGUUCCUCAUCAACCAUCCCAGCUGCCCUCCCAAUGCCAUCAACGAGACAACCGACUCAGACGGCGAGACGCCCUUGUUCGUCGUCGAGGAGGUAGGCGUCGCUAGGGUCCUCAUCGAGGAGUUCGGAGCCGACGCAAAGCGAGAGAACAAUGCGGGCGAUACACCGGCGGCCGUGGCCGAGGAGGGUGAACUGGAGGAGUUGGCGGCGUAUCUGCGCAGCGUAACGGGCGAGGCACCCAUGUACGAUCGGUCCGGUGCGGGACAGCGAGCAGGCAUCGCAGACGCAGAGGGCGACGAUGAUGACGACGAGGCGCAGUCGGAGCUGACGAGGAGCACAAACGAAGCCAUCGAGGAGCGGACAGAAGCACUGAUGUCGCGCGUCGGGGCCAUAUUGGCUCGAGCAGAGGCUAGAGGCGCCAGCUCUGGAGAAGAGCUGACCGAGCAGGAAGAGCGGGAGCUCAGAGAGGUCGUUGGUCAAAGCCUCUUUGAACAGAUCCGAGAGGGAUGGGGCCCGUCAGACGGGCAGGAGCAGAGGCAGAGUCACGCAGACUCAGAAGCCCAGAAAGAGACGGAGCAGGAGUCGGAAACACCGACAACGGAAGAGCAGCAGCACGGCCCUCGGCCCGGUCGGUGA